Molecule: messenger RNA, 1166 nt
Organism: Lolium perenne
Lineage: Eukaryota; Viridiplantae; Streptophyta; Magnoliopsida; Poales; Poaceae
Source: RefSeq, a predicted model, not a curated record
CUCUCCCAGCCUCGCCGCAGCGUCGGAGACCACCCAUGUCCGCGCCGCUCGCCGCUCGCCGCCGCAGCGCCAGCGCCCCGUCGACGACGUUUCCCUCACGCAUUCAAUCGCGCCCACACGCGGAACCCUUGCCGGCCGCCGGCGAUGCGACCCGUCCUGGCUCCGGCGACCAUCCUCCCGGCAGCGGCUGGAGCUGGGGCGCCGCCGCCCGCCGCAGAUGUGCUCCCCAUCCGCCGCAUCCGAGGCUUGACGCGCCAGCAGCAGCAACAGCCGAGGCUGAAUCGGGCGCUGCAGAUGGCGACCACGUUGACCUCACCCGCCAUGAUCCUCCUGCUGCAAGGCCAAGGAGAGGCCGGCCGGCGUCCGGAGAUGGCCGACGACCACUCCGACCUCGACCAGGAGGAGCUCUUCCACCCACCAAAUUAAAGAACAAAUCAGGAUGCAUGAUAGAGGUUGGUGUCAUCACGGGAUCAGUGGCCAUCAUGCAAGACUUCAUGUUUUGUAAGCCUCAUGAUCAAGAUUCCUUAGCUCCAGCAGGAUAUAAAUGAGGCAGUGUUAGGCAUGAGACUUGAGCUCUCAUUACUUCAUUCUCAUUGUCAAAUGGUUAUAAAUUUCUCUAGUUCCUUUUUGACAAGUUGUGCUAGGAGUAUUUCAUAAAUACAGAAUAGGCAGCCAUAAUUCUGCGUUGGUGAUAAAUUGUGCAAGGAGUACUUAAUUGUAGAUUUUCUUCGACUGCUUCCUAUGAUAAAAAUCCAAAAACUGCUAGGAGUAUAUCCGUGCUUCCUAUCACUACCGCUGAUAAAUUCCAGUAUGAUAAAUUGUGCUAGGAUUUAGUAUCUUCUUUUUGUACUGAAAGCCUGUCAUAUACUCCUAGACUUGAUAACUGGUUAUGCUUUUGCUUUUACUAAAAGCUUUCUGUCAGUCUAGGAGUAUAUAUUAGAUUUUGUUGAUUAACUAUUGAUCAAAACAAACAAUUAAUCAACUAUGGAUACUUUUCUGCAUGCCAGAUGGUAAGCUCGAUUGUUAAUUAUGGAGUAAUUAUAUAUGCCACAUAGUAAGGUUGAUUUAUUCCUUUGGAACAAUCACCACAUUUCUGUAUUCAAUUUGUCACCACAUUGCAUUUUCUGUAUUAGACUAUUUGUCCCUGGAUUAUGCCCUGAAUCAGG